Molecule: messenger RNA, 3381 nt
Organism: Suillus subalutaceus
Lineage: Eukaryota; Fungi; Basidiomycota; Agaricomycetes; Boletales; Suillaceae
Product: Dna2-domain-containing protein
Exons: 10
Coding region: 1-3381 (1126 amino acids)
Biological process (GO): replication fork reversal
Cellular component (GO): cytoplasm
Molecular function (GO): helicase activity; 5'-flap endonuclease activity
Source: RefSeq, a predicted model, not a curated record
AUGAAGAACCUGCUUUUAGAUCUUGACUCAACACGCCAACCAGAACGUCCACCGAAGCUCAAACGAACAGCUUCUUGCUCUUCCAUCGCUCCACAAACACCCUCGAAACAUGCGGGCAGCCGUCCUAGCUCUAACAGUAAUAACCUCGACAUUUCCAUGCUUCUCGAUGGCGCAGAAAAUUGGGACUGGAAUGAUAUGGAAGUAGAUUUUCUUACACCAAAGAAAUCUAAUGCUCCGCAGACGGUAGCAAUGCCUGCGAAGCGACACGCCAAAGAGACGUGCACUCGAUGCGUGGUUGAUGACGUUCGAGAUGACAGGUCGGAAAUGAUUCAAAAGGUUCUCUCUGUGCGUGUCCAGCCAAGUAGAGAUUCCCGAACAGUGAUUCUCUGCGACGACUGGGUAGACACAGAUAUUCGCAAAGGAAAUAUCAUCAACGUCCUUGGCAAUUUUGAUUCCUUUGGAAUAAUUAAGAUAACGUCCAAAGUCAAUUUUCUGAUUAAUCAUCCAGACCUCUUGAUCACGGCUACUGCGCUUUCUAACGCGCCACAGUGCAGGCGCAAACCACUUCUCUCCGCGCUUGUCCGUUCGAGCUUGGAUGUCACCCCAUCGCUCAUAUGGGGUAACAUGGUUCACGAGGUUAUGCAAAUAUGCAUGGCUGAACAACGAUGGGAGGACCGUUUCAUUGAAGGACACACCGAGGAGAUCAUCAAGAAGAAUCUUGCGGGGCUUGUUAAGAUCAACGUUGGCGUCGACGAAGCAAAACGUGAAGUCAAGGCCCGUUCAAAAGGUCUUCGAGUGUUCUCUGAACGCUACAUUGCUGAGACGCCAAAGGCUGAUGCAGUUCUCACCAACACCCGCGCGGCAGCGAAUCAAAGCUCCCUUCUUGCUAUAUCCCAACUCCAUGAUGUGGAAGAAGACAUUUGGUCUCCAACCUAUGGACUUAAAGGCAAGGUCGAUGCCACCGUCCAGGCGGUCAUUGCUGAGAGCACGAUCGUCAAGCAUGUUAAGAAGGGAUCUUUGCUGAGCACACACAUAAUGCCAUUUGAGAUUAAGACUGGUAAAACUGUAGCAGGGAUGGAACAUCGCGCUCAGACCAUGCUUUACACCCUUCUGAUAGCAGAACGGUACGGGGUAGAUGUUCCGAGUGGGCUCCUGUACUACACCCAGAGCGAGGAGGUGGUCCGUGUUCCGCAAAGCCGCAACGAGCUUCGAGCACUGAUAGGUGCAAGGAACGAAAUGGCAUCAUAUAUUAUGCGCAGGAAUACAUAUGGAAAGGAAAAGGAGCUCGAAGAGCCUUUUCUGCCUCCUACGAUUGACGACGAAAGACUGUGCAAGAAGUGCUAUGCGUUGGACACUUGUAUGCUAUUUCGCAAGGCUGUUGAGAACGUCGUUGAUACGUCUUCACCGAUUGCAGACGUGUACGACCUCAAAACCUCACAUUUGAAGCCUUCCCAUCUUACGUUUUUUAAACAAUGGGAGGAGCUCAUUUCGCUUGAAGAACAAGAUGCCACUCGGUUCAGAAAAGAGCUAUGGUGCAUGUCCGCUCAAGAACGCGAGGACAAAGGCAGAUGUUUCAACUCGAUGGUCAUAGACACAUCUUUCCAGCCGGGAAAGGUUCCCAACAGUGGCAAGAUUCACCAGUAUACUUAUUGCUUCGUUCGUGCUUUUGCUGCUCAUGGCGUUUCAUUCUUGAACGGGCACAUGGGCCGUGGAGAUGCUAUCACAAUCUCCGUUGAGCCUGAUCUUCUUGCUCUUGCGCGAGGGUUCAUUGUGGAGCUAACACCAGAGACCGUGGUCGUCGGUGUAGAUCAUGAGUUGAGUGUAGACAAGAUAGAAGCCAGACUGGAGACGCUCCGAGGAGCAAGGACAGCUGUACUCUUCCGAAUUGACAAGGACGAGCUAUCAGGCGGCAUGGCGCGGAUCAGAGAUAAUUUAGCCCAACUAUUCUACUCGGAGGGAGAUCCCAGGCGUCUAGAGCUUGUGGUGGACCUGCGACGUCCUUCAUUCGAUGACGAAGAGACCAUCGCUGAUGGCCUGCAACAUGUUCCGGAGUAUGUCCUCGCAAGCUCGGGUAUGAACCCUAGUCAACUUGCUGCGAUGAAGCGGGCCUUGAGCGCACACGAUUACGCGCUCAUUCUUGGUAUGCCUGGCACGGGCAAAACAACCGUAAUUGUUGCGCUCAUCCGGACUAUCGUGGCCAUGGGGAAGACAGUCCUUUUGACGUCAUACACUCACUCGGCUGUUGACACGAUAUUGCUCAAGCUACAGGAUGUAGACUUCGGUAUUUUAAGAAUUGGCAACGUGGAUAGGGUGCAUCCUGGCGUUCGCAGAUUUACGCUUUCUGAACGUAGGUUGCCUACAACAGUCGAGGAAUUGGAGAACCAGGUCAUUUCACCACCAGUUGUUGCUACUACAUGCUUGUCAAUUGAUCAGUACGUCCGCAAUCCUGCUGCGCGGAAAGGCGGCCUGGAAACGUCUCUCUUCCGUCGCCUCUCUGAAGCGCACCCACACGCGGUGGUCGAUCUCACAUAUCAAUAUCGCAUGAACGAAGACAUUAUGCAGCUAUCGAAUAAGCUCAUAUACGGAGAUCGUCUGCGAUGUGGAUCAGAGGAAGUGGCCAAGCGCACUCUCGUUCUUCCUAACGAGUUUAUGACUGGCAAACUAGAUCCGGGAAUGUGCCUGUGCGAGGAAUCUUGCUGGUUGCGGUAUCUAUUAUUAGAGAGCUCCAAAGUCAUAUUCGUUGACACAGACCACUUGCCUGCCCGUGAUUCAAGGAUUGGGGACCUCGUCCAAAAUGAUGUCGAGGCCAAGCUCGUGUACCAGAUUACCGAGGCAUUCUUAAGAUCGGGAGUCCAGGAGGACCAGAUCGGAAUCAUGUCUCUUUAUCGCCAGCAGAUAAAGCUUCUGUCACACCUUCUCCAAGACAGGAAGGAUAUAGAGAUUCUCACAGCUGACAGAAGUCAGGGACGUGAUAAGGACUGUAUUAUAAUUUCGAUGGUUAGAUCCAACGACCAGGGGCAGAUUGGAGACUUGCUUAAGGAUUGGCGGCGAGUCAACGUGUCGUUCACACGUGCGCGGUCGAAGUUGAUCAUCAUCGGCUCCCGAAAGACCUUGAACUCAACUGAACUUUUGUCGGUGUUCUUAGCGCUCAUGGAAGAGCGGGGCUGGAUAUUGACGCUGCCUGCCAAUGCGGAUGUCAAGCACCCGGCGUUCCAAAGCGAACGGUGUGGUAUUCGCAGUCCUGCGAAGCGAAGUAAGGAGAAUGGGUCAGCGGCUAGUAUCAACGAACCGCUAUCGAAGAAACCGAGAACUCCGAGAGUCGAAGAGGGGAUCCUCAAGGGCCGGCCUAUCUUGCAGGACGUCGUCAACGGUGGGAAGUAA